CUCUAAAUAGAUCGUAUUGUAAUCUUUUCUCAGUCCAACGUGGUUUCUUCUGAGAGACUGCUUCACAUUUUCUACACUUGUUUGUUUUAUGAGAAGUUGGCCAGAGUGAUGAACUCAGACCAGGAAAGGCCGUUCGUGUGCAACGCUCCUGGCUGUUCUCAGCGAUUCCCCACGGAGGACCAUCUGAUGAUACAUCGACACAAACAUGAGAUGACCCUUAAGUUCCCCUCCAUAAAGAACGACAACAUGUUAUCAGACCAGACGCCCACACCAACACGCUUCCUGAAGAACUGUGAGGAGGUGGGAUUGUUCAGUGAGCUGGAUUGCUCCAUUGAGCAGGAGUUUUGCAAAGCCCAGGAAGAGGAGGACAGUAAACAGAACAUCUCACUGCACGGCCAAGGAGGCCAAGGCCAGCACCAGCAGUCCCACUCACGGAUGGGCAACCACGACACCAGCAUAGUGAUCCAGCAGGCGCUGCCAUCGCCUCAGUCCAGCUCCGUCAUCACUCAGGCUCCAUCCACAAACAGACAGAUAGGGCCUGUCCCCGGCUCUCUGUCCUCACUACUGCACCUACGAAACAGACAGAGACAGCCACUACCAGCCUCCAUGCCUGGAACCCUGCCAGACCCCACCAUGCCCGGCUCCUCGGCCGUGCUGAUGCCUAUGGAGCGACAAAUGUCCAUGGGCUCCAAUAUGAUGGGCAUGCAAAGCCCCGCCCACAGCAGCUCCUGCUCCUCCACUCACAUUCCCUCCAUGCACUCAGAGGCCAAACUGAGGCUGAAGGCUGCACUUUCACACCACCCCGGUGCCAUCGCCAACGGCAACAUGAACUCCAUGGGCCACAUGAUGGAGAUGAUGUCAUCGCGGCAGGAGCAAAGCGCCCACCAUCACAUGCACUCGCACCCGCACCAGCACCUGCAAGCCCCGCCCCACGCGUACCAGCACCACGGACACCACCACCACGGCCAGGGCCACGGCCAGGGCGGACACCACCACCCGCAGGGUCACAACCACCACCACAACUCCCACAAUCCGCACCUGCAUCCCGGACACCCGCACCAGACCUCGCCGCACCAUCCAAUGCACUCGGCCUCACAGAUGUCACCUGCAACCCAGCAGAUGCAGCCCACGCAGACGUUGCAGUCUCCGCCACCCAGCGGCGGGCGACGCAGGCGGGUGGUGGACGAGGAUCCGGACGAACGCCGGCGGAAGUUUCUGGAGCGAAACAGAGCAGCGGCGACGAGAUGCAGACAGAAGAGAAAAGUGUGGGUGAUGUCGUUAGAGAAGAAAGCUGAAGAGCUCACUCAGACCAACAUGCAGCUUCAGAACGAAGUGACCAUGCUAAAGAAUGAGGUGACCCAACUCAAGCAGCUUCUCCUCACACACAAGGACUGUCCCAUCACCACUAUGCAGAAAGAGUCCCAAGGUUACCUCAGUCCAGAGAGCAGUCCGGCAGGCAGUCCAGCCCCAGCAUGCUCCCAGCAGCAGGUCAUCCAGCACAACACCAUCACCACCUCCACCACGACCGUAGGGGGCAGCAGCGUGCACGGCCAGGCCAACCACCGCACAGACAUUAACCCCAUCCACUAGGGAGGAGAAAGACUAUAUAACCUCGGCUGCAGCCAUGAAACCCCACCCUCACCACCUCCUCCCUGCUUUGUGAGGGGCCGCCAGAUGCACCUGCUGCCCCUCUUCCCUCCAUCAUGAAAAACCUCAAAGGCCUGUGAGGCUGCUCUUUAUACAGUAGCUACAGUAUCUAUUUUUGUAGACCUUCCCUAUUAACGCUUAGAUGUUCUAUGGUUUAUUGGCUCUUCUUUUCUUAAAGUCUGCUUUUUUUGUGCUUAGCAGAAAGAGAGUUUUGCUAAUCUCAUGCACCGUUUCAGUGACUUUUUCUGUUGUGUAAUGGUACAAAAUUGACCCGGCGGUCAUGGAACCAAGAGGAAAUCAUCUCUAAAAACAGAUCUUACGUCUGUAAUACGCCUAAUGGACUGAGUCAAAUCAUAGAACAACUCUGAAUAAGUGAGUGGGAUGUUGCUGCAUUUUAGGUUGUUUUUUCUGAACUGUCGCCAUGAUGUCUUGAAGACAGGAAUAUGCAAGCAGGUGUAACGAUCCUUUUCCUUUCCUAGAAACAUAUAUGACUGUUAACGUUCGCCCUGUCAGCGGUAUUCUUAAAGAGCUUUAUGAUAUACAGUAUGACAGUGAAAAUACCAUAUGAUCAAAUGGAAGCAAUGCAUCACAGUAUUGAUUGUCUUCUCUACUGUAUGCCCACAUUAUGAUCAGAAUGGCCAAGGAUGUCCCAAGGACAUGCGAUGCUGUUACAGCUACAGAACUGUACACUGUGAUAACCGGUGAGGCAGCUCGGGAGUUGAGACCAACUCCUCCGCUCUCCAGGACCAACUGAAGCUUUAGUCAUUGAAGCCUCUUUUUUUUAUUUUUGUGUGGGUGUUUUGCAUUUGGAUCCACGUUUUGGAUUCCAAAUUGACUGUGUGCGUCUGCAUAGUUUUGCAUGUGAUUUAAUUUUCCUUCUUUCCACUGCAGAACAAAGUUCAGCAGGUGUGUUAAAAAGGAAAAAGUGUGUGAGAAAAUUUCUGAGCAUCCUGUUUGUUUUAUUUUUUUUGUCCCGCAUCUCACAACUUAAGGAGCAGUUCAUGUCUGUGCUUUCCAAGAUAUCACAAUGUGCCUGAAUCUUUCUUAAAAUCUUUUCUUUAAACCACCAGAAUGAUAAUUUUUCCAAGCAAUCUUUGUUUUUGGCUUUGUCAGAUGUCUGCUGCAUGUAAGGCCAGAACUCCUCUGUGUUUCAGAUCAGCAUUGGAUACAGGCUUGACCUUUUCUAUCUCCCUUCCAGCCUCGAAACUCAAUACCUUCUCAUGUUUUUUUUCCCUUCUUCCCUAUGACCAGGAAUGUCAAUUCAUUAGCAUGAUGACCAUAAUGCACUGUGUUUUACAGCAGGAUGGAGCAAAUACAUUCCACUGACAGGUGGAGCGAUCGCAGAGCUGUCUAUGCACUUUGUCCUCUGUCGUGUCAGAGGGUAGAAUAGCCAUAUUUAAGGUCAGAGUAAUUCUCAGUGAUUCCCCCUCCGUCUUCACACACCAGCGAGAAACUAAACUGUGUUUGGCUCCGUGGAGAGAAUGUGCCUGGCUUGCAUUACAUGCCUACAGAUUAAAUAAAAGAACCUAGAGCUUGUGUUGCAAGGCUCGAUUAAAGGACCCUGCACCGUUUAAUUUGUGUAAUCUUGUCAAAGAUGAGGGAAAACUCUCAUAAUGGGUUACUUCCUGGUUUUGCAGAGGCAUUUCUUCACCUUGGAGUCUGAGUGUGCAGUUCAGUGUGUGUGACGACGAUGAGUGAGAAAUUCUCUCAAAAAAGGGCUUUGUUGUUGUUGUACCAACACUCUGAACUGAAGCUUGCCUUAUUUUUUUUUUCUUUAUUUAGAUCAGAUCAUUCCAAAACUAACCUCUUGCAUGUGAAAAUGUGGCAAUGACCUCGAAGAUACUUUCAACUGGAAUAAUUCAUUUUCCACAGUGGAUCCAGGUUGGGAAAAAAAUGCAUUUGUUACUGUAUAGGCAGACAAAAAAAAAAAAAACAGAAGUGCAGCGUGAGUGUGUCUGUGUGGAUUUGUAUGCAAGAGAGAGAGGUGGAGAACAAUUCCUUCAUAUUAAUGAUGUUGUAUUAUUUUAAAUCUAAAACUAUAAAUAUUGUACAUAUCAUUAAUUUCUAUAAUCCUGUACAUGUAAUGCAACCACCUUUCUUUUUGAAGGGAGUAUAAAUGUGUGGUACGUGUGUAAAUAAUGUUUUGCAUAGCACUUGUUGCCUUCCGUUGUAUGUCGAGGCUCAUUUCAGCGCUUAAAUACAUUGUCGAUAUGUAAUGAAAUCCAUUCUUGCCUGCAUAACUUUGUACAUUUUUUUUGUUUUUUUGCGCGUGUGUGUGUAAUUACAUCGUCUCCAUUUUAUUUUGCAUUUGUACAGAUGUUGAAAGUAUCACUGCAGUUACAUUACGGUAUGAAAAAUAAAGCACUUGUUCUGUAACAUACCAUUAACUUACACGA
This is a messenger RNA of Amphiprion ocellaris (clown anemonefish), 4043 nucleotides long. RefSeq names its product cAMP responsive element binding protein 5b (gene creb5b). The record is from RefSeq and is a predicted model, not a curated record. Bases 109 to 1590 code for a protein of 493 amino acids. Gene Ontology annotation, molecular function: cAMP response element binding; DNA-binding transcription factor activity, RNA polymerase II-specific. NCBI's taxonomy places the organism in Eukaryota, Metazoa, Chordata, Actinopteri, Pomacentridae. The transcript is spliced from 11 exons. Gene Ontology annotation, biological process: regulation of transcription by RNA polymerase II.